AUGAGAGAAAAUCAGAAAACAAAAGGGUACACGACGGCAAUCGAGCCAAUGGCCACGGUCGACGGGGCAGUUGUAGUCGUUUCCUUCUUUAAGAAGUUUCCCUCGCCUUUGGGUUUCCACCAUACACUGGAGUCUUCAGUUGACUGGAGAAACAAAGCCAUAACACUCUUUGCUUUGCUCUCUCUGUCUGUCUCUUUCUUACCUUCAUUUUUCUCCGAAAAAAGUACAGUGUUUGCAAUGGCUACGCCUAGAGAACACAUUGAGCAAAUCAGAAAAAAAAAGUUCUCAAUCGGAGGAGAACCCAACCCUUUGACUGAGGACCUUCAUCAAGCUGUUAGGAACUUGUCUGCUGAGCUUUAUACCAAAGAUGUCCAUUUCCUUAUGGAACUCAUCCAGAAUGCUGAAGACAACGAGUACUUGGAAGGGGUGGACCCAUCGCUCGAGUUUGUCAUAACCUCUCGUGACAUCACGGCUACAGGAGCUCCUGCAACAUUGCUGAUGUUCAAUAACGAGAAGGGGUUUUCCUCGAAAAAUAUAGAGUCUAUUUGCAGUAUUGGACGUUCCACCAAGAAAGGCAACAGGAAAAGUGGUUAUAUUGGGGAGAAAGGAAUUGGGUUCAAGAGUGUCUUUCUGAUCAGUGCUCAGCCUUACAUAUUCAGCAAUGGCUAUCAGAUACGGUUCAAUGAAGCGCCUUGUCCCCACUGCAGUCUUGGCUAUAUUGUUCCUGAGUGGGUUGGGGAGAACCCAACUCUUGCUGACAUUAGAAGGGUAUAUGGUUCAUGUUCUGCCCUUCCAACCACGACAAUUGUCCUGCCCCUGAAGCCUGACAAGGUCAAGCCUGUGAAGCAGCAGCUCUCAAGUGUUCAUCCUGAAGUAUUGCUAUUCCUUUCGAAGAUCAAGUGUCUUUCUGUGAGGGAAGACAACAUGGAUCCCAGGCUCAAUACUGUAAGUGCAAUAGCUAUUACAAGCGAGACUAAUUUUGUGACGAGGAAGAACAUUGAUGCAGAGUCCUAUACUCUCCGUCUUUCUGCUGAGGAAAAGUGCAAUAAGUUUGGAAGAGAAUGCAGCUACUAUAUGUGGAAGCAGAAGUUUCCAGUUAGGCUGGAAAACAAAGUGGAAAGGAGAAUGGAUGUUGAAGAGUUGGUGAUCACAUUGGCUUUUCCAAAUGAAGAGCGUCUUCAUAGAGGAAUGACCUUACCUGGGGUCUAUGCGUUUCUUCCAACAGAGAUGGUGACCAACUUACCCUUCAUAAUUCAAGCAGAUUUUGUUUUGUCAUCAUCAAGGGAAACAAUACUUUUGGACAACAAAUGGAACCAAGGGAUUCUUGAUUGUGUGCCGUCUGCUUUUGUGAAUGCAUUCAUCUCUCUGGUGAAAAUGACAGAAGAGGCUCCAGUAUCUAGUUUGCCCCGGAUGUUCACUUUCUUGCCUGUCAACAGUUCCUCGUAUCAGAAUUUUAAUGCCAUUAGGGAAUCUAUAAGAUUAAAACUGGUGGAUGAAGAUAUUCUUCCAAGUGAUGAGUCAUGCACGGAGCAGAAGUUUUUUCAUAAACCCAGUGAAGUUGGCAGAAUUAUGCCUGCUUUCUGGGAUAUUGUGAAGAAGGCUAGAAAGGAGAGGGUAGGCUUGCAUAAUCUGUCAUCCCAUGGGACAUAUGUCUUGCAUUCUUCGUUUGAUAUUGUUGAUUGUGAUCACAUUCUGAACUUUUUAGGAGUUCGAACAGUCAACAUUGGAUGGUAUGCAAAGUGCAUCCAGAGUUCUAAUCUUGUAUUGGGAGUUUCCGAGGGUGUUUAUCUUGAGCUUCUUCUCUUCCUUGCUGAGAAUUGGCAGAACAUAUUCGAUGGUACUGACAUCAGUUACAUACCACUUGUUAAAUAUGUGGAUUCUUGUGGAUGUGUGUCUUUGUGCAGUAUCAGUGAAUCCACACGGGGAAGUCAGGGAGCAAUAUGCCGGUCAUGUCAAUUUUGUCAUGUCUCAUGGUUGAUUGAUUGGAAUAGGGAAUUCAGAGGUGUUGCCAACAUUUUUUUUCUUCCCAAAAGCACUCAAGAAGCCAUUCGUUCAUGCUUUAAGAAAGAAACAGUUUUGGAAUGGCUUGAAAAACAGGUGAAGGUUGUUGCCAUAAGUGUAUAUCAGUAUGCAGCAUCUCUUAUUGACCAUCUCAGUGGCAAGCCAAAGCUUGUUAUAACCUAUGGUCACUUCUUAUAUCAUUCAUUCUGGAAGGACUUUGUAGUAGCAGCAGAUGUCCGUUAUUUGUGUGGCAUCAUGCCACUUGUGGAUAACUACGGUAAUGUGACUCUGACCGAUAAGAGGAGGAUUCUUGUUCCUUCCAGUGGAAGCAAAUGGGCCAGUUUGAUUGGUUCAAAUCCUCUGAAAGCUGAAGGCUAUGUUGAGUUAGGAGAAGACUACUUGCGUCCUGGAAAUUUUGUUGGCCAAAUCACACCUGAAAAGAAGCUCUUGGAGUUUCUUGGAUCACAUGUUGCAGUUUCAGAUAUCCCUUAUCUAUCGCCCCCUAAUGCUGCCAUUCCUGCUGUCUCUUCACCGCUUACAAAGGAAAACACUUUCUUGAUGUUGGAUUGGAUUCAGUACAUGAGAAAUAGAGGAACAACAAUUCCAGAGAAGUUUUUGACAAGCAUAAAAAAUGGAAACUGGCUGAAAGUCACCAUAAAUGGCUCUUCUGGCUACAAACCACCAUCGCAAUCAUUUUUUUAUUCCUCCUCAUGGGGAAAUAUUUUGCAGAAUGGAUUCGUGUUUGUUGAUAUUCCACUAAUUGAUCAGAACUUCUAUGGAGACAGAAUAAGCAAGUAUAUGGAGGAGCUGAAAAAAAUUGGAGUCAUGUUUGAGUAUGGAGAAGCAUGUGCAUUUAUUGGGAAGCAUCUUAUGAGACUGGCGUCUUCAUCAAUGUUAAGUAAAGAUCGUGUGCUUUCCAUUCUUGGUCUCAUCAGAUAUUUGAGGAUGAAAUUCCUCCCUCCUGAUGACUUGAUCUGCUCUAUCAAGGAAGGAAGAUGGCUAAAUACAUCUCAUGGUUACAGAUCCCCAGUAGGAGCUGUUUUGUUUGAUGAGGAAUGGAGAACAGCUAUACAAAUAUGUGAUGUUCCCUUCAUUGAUCAAACAUUCUAUGGUGACGAAAUCCUUUGCUUCAAAACAGAACUCAGGUUGCUUGGCGUUAUAGUUGGCUUCAGCAGAAGGCUUGUCAUGGAAAACUUGAAAUCAUCUUCAAGCUUGACCUCUUUGACAGCCGAUGCUUUUCUUUUAUUGCUGGAAUGUAUGCAUUAUUCAAAUUCAUCUGAGAGCCUUGUUACAACACUCAAAAAUGUGAAGUGUUUGAAGACAAAUCUUGGUUUCAAACCUCCGUCUGAAUGCUUUCUAUUUGAUAAUGAAUGGGGUUGUCUUCUACAGGUUUUCGGUUUUUUCCCAAUAAUUGAACAAGCUUACUAUGGAAGUGCCAUCUCCUCUUACAAAAAUGAGUUGAAGAGAUUGGGUGCUGUUGUGGAUUUUGAGACAGCAGUCAAAUCUUUUGCUAGCAGUUUCAGGCAACAGGCAUCGGUAUCCUCUAUUACAAAAGAUAAUGUUUUGUCAUUUCUGUCAUGCUAUAGACAACUGAAGGGAACAUCCCAUAAGUUUCCCUCUGACUUGAAGAGUUGCAUCCAUGAAGUGAAGUGGUUGCGGACUCGGCUUGGUGAUUUCAGGUCACCAAGAGAUUGCAUCCUCUUUGGUCCGAUGUGGGAAUCCAUCUCUCAAAUUACUCUCCUUCCUUUUAUUGAUGAUAGUGACAAUUACUACGGAAAGGACAUUCACAAGUAUAGAAAUGAGUUGAAGAGCAUUGGAGUAGUUGUUGAAUUCAAAAGUGGUGUCAAGUUUGUGCCUUCUUGUCUCUAUUUUCCUCCAAGUACUCCCGCAACUGCACUUGCAUUGCUCAAAUGCAUGGGAAUUUUGUUGGAAGACAAGAAUUACACCUUCUCAGAAUCUUUUUUGAAAAAAGUUUCACAAAAAUGGUUGAAAACCUAUGCUGGUUAUAGGAGCCCAGGUAAUAGCUUAUUGUUUGAUGGGAGAUCAGACUUGAAGCCAACAGAUGGACCAUUCAUUGAUGAAGGGUUUUAUGGUUCUGAGGUUAGAAUGUACAGAAAAGAACUAGAGUCAAUAGGAGUUACUGUUGAUAUUAAGAGGGGAAGCGCAUUGAUAGCCAGCCACCUUGAUUUCCAAUCUGAUUUUGCCACAAUCAUUCGAAUAUACAAGUUCUUGGCAAAAGUAGAAUGGGUGCCUGAUAGUGAAGCUUCACCGAAAAUCUGGAUCCCUGAUGGAAAUCAAAAUGGAAGGUGGGUCAAACCUGAUGCAUGUGUUCUACAUGAUAAAGAUGGUCUCUUUGGUUUGCAGUUGAAUGUAUUGGAGAAACACUAUAAGAACAAAGUGCCGCUGCAGUUUUUCUCUGGUGCAUUUGGUGUCAAAUCAAAUCCUUCACUUGAUGAUUAUUGCAAACUUUGGAAGGGUUGGGAAACUUCAGGACACCGAUUGUCACAUGACGAGUGUUGUGCAUUCUGGAGGUUUGUAAUGCAGCACAAGAGUUCAAAGAACGAGCAAAUUCUUUCUGAAAGUUUGGUAAAGGUUCCUGUGGAUUCAGGUUCGGGUGGGAUUAUGUUAUUUGACAAGAAUGAUGUGUUUAUUGCUGAUGACCUUCAACUUAAGGAUCUUUUUGUCCAAUCCUCUUCUCGUCCACUAUUUGUCUGGUAUCCUCAGCCAAGCUUGCCUUUUUUGCCUCGGACUAUGCUGUUUGAAUUAUACAGAAAAAUUGGGGUUCGCUUGAUCUCUGAGAUUGUACAGAAGAAAGAAUUAUCCUUGACUAAUGGCUUGGAACUUAAGCAGGUCAAUCUUAGAGAUGUUAUGAUUGGAAAAGAGCUGGUUCGGCUUAUUCUUGGCUUUUUAGCAGGUUCUUCCAUAAAAAUGGAAGCUGACAAAAGGCAUGAAGCUGUUCAGUGCCUCCUCAAUCUCACUGUCCUUGAGACUUUAGAACCAGUUGCAGUGGGAUAUACUUUGUUGUUAUCUUCAGGUGAAACCCUAGAAGUUAGAGCUAGUCGAAUGAUACGUUGGGACAGAGAGAGCUCAAAGCUUUUCACUCAGAAGAUGGACGAGUCUGCUGGGCAAAAGAAUCUCCUUGAAUUUGCUACUUAUUUUUCUGAAGCAAUUGCUGAAGGGGUACUCUGGGAAAAGGAAGAUCAGAUUAGUUCACUCUCUGAGCUAAUCAAACUGGCCUUCCUUCUAAAAUUCAACGAAGAAGCAGUUGAUUUCUUGAUGAAAUCCAAGAAUUUGCAAGUUUUUGUGGAGGACGAGGAAUUCAUUUCUGCUGCCGCCUUAUCUAAUGAAUAAAGGUUAUGGUAUGAACUAGUAAUAUUUUGGAAUUUACAUGUAUGCGCUGUUUUCAUCCCACCCCACAUUUUCCCUUUAUUUUCUCUUUCUGUCGCGAGUUUUUAUGUGUUUUAAAGCAUAGCCUGUGAAAUAUAUGCUCGUGUGUGACCUUAAUGUUGAUA
Messenger RNA from Durio zibethinus, 5513 nucleotides. RefSeq lists its product as uncharacterized. The record is from RefSeq and is a predicted model, not a curated record. Lineage: Eukaryota; Viridiplantae; Streptophyta; Magnoliopsida; Malvales; Malvaceae.